Ruditapes philippinarum (Manila clam) is the source of this 4281-nucleotide messenger RNA. RefSeq names its product major facilitator superfamily domain-containing protein 1-like. The coding region runs from base 46 to 1449 and encodes 467 amino acids. Gene Ontology annotation, cellular component: lysosome. The record is from RefSeq and is a predicted model, not a curated record. The transcript is spliced from 13 exons. Lineage: Eukaryota; Metazoa; Mollusca; Bivalvia; Venerida; Veneridae. Gene Ontology annotation, molecular function: transmembrane transporter activity. Gene Ontology annotation, biological process: transmembrane transport.
UAUAAUUGUGCGCGUGACUGUCACGUGAUUAUACAAUAAUACAAAAUGACGGACAAGCAAACAGAGAAAACUCCUUUAAUAAAAGAAUAUGAUGGCGAGGAGGAAGAACUUUCAGCAUGCGGGGCAACAUUGGCAUGCAAUCCUAGGAGGCCACUUCAUCGAUACCUCGUCUUGAUUAUUAUGUGUUUUCUUAGUUUUGGAAGUUAUUUCUGCUAUGACAAUCCAGCUGCUCUUCAAGAUAACAUGACACGAGAUUUAAAAAUAUCAGUUGGUAAAUUUAUGGGCUUCUAUUCCUGGUACUCCUGGCCAAAUGUGAUUCUGUGUUUCUUUGGUGGCUUCUUGAUUGACAGGGUGUUUGGUGUUCGAAUAGGUGCUGUCAUAUUUAGCUUAUUUGUGACAGUUGGACAGAUUGUUUUUGCCACUGGAGCUUUGUUAAACAAGUAUUGGCUGAUGUGUGUUGGAAGAUUCAUUUUUGGUAUUGGUGGUGAGUCUCUUGCAGUAGCACAGAAUACCUAUGCUGUGAAGUGGUUUCAGGGUAGAGAACUCAACAUGGUGUUUGGUCUUCAGCUCAGUUUCUCUAGAGUUGGUAGCACAGUUAAUAUGAAUGUAAUGCAGCCAAUAUACCAGUACAUAUCUCAUACAGUCCAGGGAUACAAAUGUCUUGGUGUGGCAUUGUUUGUAGGUGGAGUAAUGUGUCUCCUGUCACUGAUAUGUGCACUGGCACUGGGAUUCUUUGACAAGAGGGCAGACAGAAUACUGAAAAGAGCUUCAGUCUCUUCAGAUGAAGUUAUAAGAAUAAAGGAUGUAAAGUACUUUGGAUUUAAGUUUUGGUUGCUAUGUAUUAUCUGUGUAGCCUAUUAUGUGGCAGUGUUCCCAUUUAUAGGACUUGGUCUUGUUUUCUUUGAAAUGAAAUUUGGACUUGAUCCGUCAGUAGCAAAUAGUGUUAACAGUUUAGUAUACAUUAUAUCAGCAAUUGCCUCACCCCUUUUUGGCUUCCUCAUAGACAAGAGUGGCAAGAAUGUAUUCUGGGUUAUUUUAGGCACCUCUGUUACGAUAGGUUGUCAUGCCAUGCUUGCCUUUACAUUUAUCACACCUUUUGUUGCCAUGAGUGUUAUGGGCUUGGCUUAUUCUGUAUUAGCCAGUGCAUUGUGGCCAAUGGCAUCAAUGAUUGUUGCUCAGCAUCAACUUGGUACAGCAUACGGCAUAAUGCAGGCUAUUCAGAAUCUUGGUCUAGCAACCAUAUCUAUAGCUGCUGGAAGUAUUGUAGAUUCCAAUGGCUACCUUAUUCUGGAAGUAUUCUUUUUGGCAUGGCUUUGUAUUGCUCUUAUUGCUGCAGUAUUACUGUACCUGAUUGAUGCUGCUCAAGGAGGUGUUCUCAAUAAAUCUGCUAGACUAAGACAGAAAGAGAGGGAAUUGGAAGCAACAAAUGAAAAAACUGCAAUAAAUUGAAAAUGGGAGAAGUCACAGGAGCCAGUGCCAAAUUUUGUACAUAAUACUCUUUACCACUUUAAAAAGGAAAAAGAUCAAAAUGAUUUGCAAACAUUAUAAUGUUAUAUCAUUGACAAUUGUUUCUGUUUUAUUUAAAGAUAUAUUGUUAUUUGCUUUGAAAAUUGUUGCAUAAUCACAAUGAAUGUUUGUAGAUAUACCUUAGAUAGAUCCUUUGUAGCAUUUUAUAUGCUGGAAAAUAAUUUGGUGUAUAAAUAGAAUCUAUCAUUGGGCUAGAUAGAGGAUAGGGAAAUCCCAACCCGAGGGUUUAAUUCCCUUGAUUUGAUUAAAUUGUCAUAAUUAUGUUAAUAUGUAUAUAAUAAAUUUGAUUCAUAUGUGAACAAAACAACACUUGUGACUGUAUGAACAUGUUGAAUAAUUUAGAUUUGACCUUGGUCUUUGAAUGACCUAAAAUCGUUAGCCUUGACUGAAGUAGGAUUUUGAAGUACAACACCAAUUAAAAAUUAAAUGUACAAGUAACAGUAAGUCUUAAUGUGUGAAGGCUUCUUUUUCUUGAAUACACCCAUUGACAGUCUCUAUAUGAACUGCGUAAAUAACCGAGGUAUUUCAAGUGAAAAAAUACGAGUUGUUUCCCUUAUCUUUGAAUAAAAUUGCUAAAACAAUACAAAUUUAGCCGUUUUUAAACCACUAGUUUGGGGCGUUUAAAUGUCCAAUUUUAAAAUUUAUUACACCAAUGAAAAGCUUGUGAUCUUAGCUUCCUCUCAUAUACUUUAACAUAAUGUUUGACACUAAAGGUAUUUAAAUUAACGGUUUAUCCUACCACAAGUCAGAACCAACAUACAAUUUAUACAGUGAUACACAACCAGUUACCUUUACUUGCAAUUCUACUAAUAAGAAUAGCCUGUCGUCUGCUAGUUCGGAAACUGUCAAUCCGUGUAUUCCUACAACUUAAUGCUGGAUUUACAGGAGAGAACAUUCUAUUUUGUAAUUCUUGUUGUACAGACCUCUCACAAUGACAGGUGACAGAUUUCCCAGUUAUCUCCUGAUAAUGUGUUAAAUGAAUGAAAUUCCAGAACCAUUAGGGCUAAAAUGUUAUCAUAGUAGUAAGAUGAGGUAAAAGGGAUGUUAAAAACUAUUGGGGAGCCCCCAAGUUGUGGCAUGUUUGAAUCCCAAAUUAUACAGAAAAUGAUAAUAAACUAAUCAUUACUCAUGAAGAAAACAUACAUUUUCACCAUGAGACCAAAAUAUAAAACAGGCAUUAGGGUUUUUUAUUCAUUCCAGACAUGGUUAUUUACUAAAUGCUUCCUCCAUUAUAUUCACCGUCUACCUCUUAAACCCAUUACUGCAUUCAUUUUGUGAAAAAUGGCUGUUUUCAUUGAAAAGUCUCCUGUUACAAGUUCAGAUUGCAAUGAAACUGUAAAGAUGCUCCAAUAUUCAUCAAACUUGGCACAAAUGUUAACUGGACCAUAGCCUUUGUAAUGGCAUGCUCAAUCUUAAAUUUCCUGUUGCCAUGAAAAGGAAGGGACAUCUCAAAAAUUGCAAAAAAUCAUGAUUUUAUGUUGAUAUUUCCAUCCAUACUGAUUUCAAAGUGCCACAACUUCUCAAUGGAUUGAGAUAGAGUCGAAGGCUUUUCAGUGUUGGUUACAUGUUACCUUCUAAUCGACCAAAGGCCAAUUUUAGCCUCUCGAAAGUCAAAAAUCUUCUUGGUGAUGAGGGGGCUGCUGUCCCCCUUCAAACCCCUAAGCAGAAAGGGAUCCAUCUGUCACCCCCCUUUUGAUAGGGAGCGGCGCCGAAAAAUGUGAUGACUUUUUUUUAAAACUAUUUCUGCAAAAUCAAAGUGUAUGGGGUCUAAAUAGGACAUUUUUUCUUUAUUUAAGGUCUCAAAGGGGGGGGGGGGGCAAAAGUGCAUUAUUUCAUGUGUAUUAUGAGGUGAAAGGUUAAUCAAUCUUCUUAAUUGGUCAAUACCAACAAUUAUAUCAUUUACACAUAUUCCAAUAACGAUAGUGAGUAAAUUCUGUAAGGGAUUCAUUUGCAGGGAUUUGUUUUGGAGGGAAACUUGAUGAUUCAUAUGAUAUAGAACCACGGUCUGAAUGCUAGUCUUGAAUUGAAAAUUGUACAUCACCUCAAUCAUAUCUAAUUUAAGUGUUGUACAACUAAAUUCCUACUGUCUGUUGGUGUUUUGCACUGCAGCCGAAACGUUUGCAAUUAAAUUUAAUUACUAAAUGUUCGUGUUUGUGUGGCUUGUCUGAUUACUGUCUGUUGAGGCCUUUAUAAUUUUUUUUAUUGAAAUGAUUCAUACUUGGACAGAACAAGUGUGACAAGACAGACCUAUUAAAAUGAAAAACUUAUUUUUUUUUUAAAUUUCUUUUUAAAUUUUUUUUUAAAUGUUUGUUUGCUUUUAGAUAAAGUAAAAAAGUUGAGUGCUGCGAUGGUUCUUGUUUUCUAAAAUACAGUACUUUGUUAUACUUAUUUUUUAAUUAACUUUAUUUUUAGACAUUUUCUGUUAAGAUUAUUAUGAUUGAGAAGUUUUAAGGUGACAAUGAUUAUUUUGAAAUUAAACAAUAUUAGUAAUUAUAUAAUAAUAGAGGAAAUUUAAAAAUUGUAAAUUCACUGAGAAAGAUAGCUGAGUGUCACUUUAAUUACAUCUACAUAGAUUUAUAUUGUAUUUUGUCUUAAUAAUUUUCCCUUCAAACCUACAAAGUGCAGAUCAUUUGGCAUGUAGCAUCACUUUAUUGGCCAUUAUAAAAGAUAAUUAUCACUUUUGGGCAAUCAUGAAUAUGAUAUCUGUGUUGGUGUUAUUGAUGUAAAAAAUAAAAAUAAUUUGUAAACAUAGAA